GAAUCACACACAUCACACCUGAGUUGGCUUACAUUUAAAAUCCUGGUAUUAUCGUCCCAACUCCCAAUCUAGUAUAAGGUUCAGUGAAAUAUUCGUAUUUUUAUUCAAUUUGGUAUUUAAAUCGUAUAUUAUAAAACCAAAUAGAUUUUAAUUCAGGAGCGCGGGAUAAAUUGUAUCAAUUUCGUCAGUAGAGAUCCGCUCUCCUUCACGGUCGGUUGUCAGUGAAAUGUGUAGCAAAGGCAUUGUGAUAAUUAGAGGUUAAUUAAAAUAAUCGUGACAUCAUCUUAACAACACGUAAAGCAAAGGCCGUAUCAGAAAAUGGAUUUGUUUUUCGUGUGGCUGAUGACCUUUGUCCUCGGAUUUUGGAUUUGUAAAAAGAUAAAAGAAUGGCAGAGUUUGCCGCCGGGUCCGUGGGGAUUGCCGAUUCUAGGAUAUUUGCCAUUCCUGAAUCCCAAACAUCCGCAUUUGACGUUGACUGAGUUAUCUAAAAAGUAUGGGUCAAUAUACGGUAUAUGGAUGGGUAACAUUUACACGGUGGUCCUCUCUGAUCACAAGCUCAUAAGAGAAGCAUUUGCAAAGGAAUCGUUCGCCGGUCGUGCACCUCUUUACUUGACCCACGGGAUUAUGCAAGGAAAUGGCAUCAUAUGCGCCGAAGGAAGUCUGUGGAAGGACCAGAGGAAGUUAAUAACGACGUGGCUGAAGGGGUUCGGAAUGAGCAAGCACAGCGCGUCCCGAGACAAGCUGGAGCGACGCAUCGGCGAUGGAGUGCAGAACCUCCUGCAGGAUAUAAAGAGAAACUGCGAUAAUAGCAUUGAUCUCAGCCAGAUGAUGAGUAAUUCUCUGGGAAAUGUGGUGAAUGAAAUAGUAUUUGGGUACAAGUUUCCCCCCGACGACAAGACGUGGACCUGGCUGCGGCAGAUACAGGAGGAGGGCUGCCACGAGAUGGGCGUCGCCGGGGUCGUCAACUUCUUGCCUUUUAUUCGGUAUUUCUCAUCCGACAUGAGAAAGACGAUAGAAGUACUAAAACGAGGGCAAGCGCAGACUCAUCGGUUCUACGCCAGCAUGAUAGCGAAGAGGCGGGAGCUGCUAGGCCUCAAGAAACCCGUCGGAGCCGAGUACCCGCCACACGACAACCUCUUCGACGAGCACCCAGAAGGCCACAUCAAGUGCGUCAAGUACAGCAAACACGCUCAAACCACUGACGAGCACUUCUUCGACCCGUCGAUUCUAAUCCCCACUGAAGGGGACUGCAUACUGGACAGUUAUCUUCACGAGCAGAAGCGUAGGUUCGAGGAGGGUGAUGAUCUGGCGCGGUUUGUGAGCGACGAACAGAUGCACUAUCUGUUGGCGGACAUGUUCGGCGCGGGGCUCGACACCACCGCGGUCACCCUUGCCUGGUUUCUGUUAUACAUGGCGCUCUACCCGGACGAACAGGAACUUGUGCGCGAGGAGAUACUGUCGGUGUGUCCGAGCGAGGGCGCGGUGGACGGCGCCAUGUUGCCUCGGCUGAUGGCGGCCGUGUGCGAGGCGCAGCGGAUCCGAUCCAUCGUUCCUGUUGGCAUUCCUCAUGGCUGCUUACAGGAAACAUACGUUGGCAAGUACCGAGUGCCGGCAGGAGCCAUGGUGGUGCCGCUGCAGUGGGCCGUUCAUAUGGACGAGCGGGUGUGGGAGGACCCUGAGGAAUUCCGCCCCGCCAGGUUUCUUGAUCAAGACGGCAGUCUGCUGAAGCCUCAGGAGUUUAUACCCUUCCAGACAGGCAAGCGCAUGUGCCCCGGGGACGAGCUAUCGCGCAUGCUGGCAUGCGGGCUGGUGGCUCGAUUGCUGAGACAGUGGCGCCUGCGCCUCGCCUCCCCGCCCCCCUCCCCGCAGGAGAUGCGGGGGGUGGUCGGGGUCACCCUCGCCCCGCCGAAAGUGCUGUAUCGGUGUGAGCCUGUGGCUUAACCAGAGAUAUGUAUGUUUAAC
Molecule: messenger RNA, 1962 nt
Organism: Plutella xylostella (diamondback moth)
Lineage: Eukaryota; Metazoa; Arthropoda; Insecta; Lepidoptera; Plutellidae
Gene: phtm
Product: cytochrome P450 enzyme phantom
Biological process (GO): xenobiotic metabolic process
Cellular component (GO): cytoplasm; intracellular membrane-bounded organelle
Molecular function (GO): steroid hydroxylase activity; heme binding; oxidoreductase activity, acting on paired donors, with incorporation or reduction of molecular oxygen, reduced flavin or flavoprotein as one donor, and incorporation of one atom of oxygen
Source: RefSeq, a predicted model, not a curated record